AUGGCGGCGGCGGAGUUUGCGGCGACGUACCCGAUGAGCCCGCGGAAUCCAGGGAGCGGAGGGCAGGAGGCGAGGCAGCUGCAGGCGUGGAUUGGCGGGCCGGAGCCGGGGGGCGGUAGGGCGCUGGUGGUGCUGGCGAACUACGGCCCGGAUGAGGGCCAAGGCGGGUUCGGGAGCGCGAUGCGAGGGAGACAGAGGGUCGCGGCGUCGUGGGAGGACCUCGGACUGGAUACAGGUGGCGGGUACGCGGUGAGGAACGUCUGGACGGGCGAGGAGGAGCAGGCCGAGGGGGGGUUAGAGGCCGAGCUGGAUGAGGGUGAAAGCGUGCUGCUCUGGUCUGACGACAUCUUCAUAUAA
Cordyceps fumosorosea ARSEF 2679 is the source of this 357-nucleotide messenger RNA. RefSeq names its product alpha-galactosidase. The transcript is spliced from 2 exons. The record is from RefSeq and is a predicted model, not a curated record. Bases 1 to 357 code for a protein of 118 amino acids. Lineage: Eukaryota; Fungi; Ascomycota; Sordariomycetes; Hypocreales; Cordycipitaceae.